GGUUGGCUGCCCGCACGGGCCAUCCGCUGUGCAGGCUGGAUGGAAGGCCAGGCUGAGUAGACGCCCAUGCGAUGAUCACAUCAAUGCUGCGCGUCGCCGCGGGCAUAUUAGCUGCAUGGCGUAAAUAGGGCUGCCACCAUGAUGAGCCGCGGCCUCGUUGCCGCCGCGUCCGCAGCGGCAGUCGUUAAUGGGGGGCUGCUCUCAAGGCGUCACGACAAUUUCAGAGCCAAUUUCAGAGCACACUCCGCGCGGCUGCGGCAGCAGGCCAUUAAUGCAAAGCGCACGCGGCCGCAGCAGCCGCCGCAGGCGAAAGGUCGAACACGAGAUGCCCAGGGCGUCGCCGCGAUCGUCACGGGCGCGGCGCGGGCGUUCGCGCGGAGCGCCGAGAUUCGCGACGCGCUCAAGAGCUUCAUCGUAGCCAAUGGCGCGACGCCGUUCUUCGCCGUGCACCUGGAAGACAGUUGCAGCGGCGCUAAGUUCUACCCGGGCCAUCAAAGGCGCGCACCCGGGGCCGAGCAGCGGCUACACUCCGGAAAUCCCUACGCGAACGUGUCGUGCGUACAGUGGCUCGCCGGCCAAUCUGCCGGCCACAACGCGACGGAUCUUGACGUCGAGGCGUACCUGGCCGAAACCUAUCCGGGAGCGGGCCUCAUACACGUCUCCAGGGAGUCGACGUGCGCGGAGUUCGAUUACAAAUGGGCCUGCUGCGCGACGCCGGGCCGCGGGCUCCGCCUUGAACCGCGAGGCAUGCCCGCGCUCCAGUACUACUGGAUGCACCACUGCUUUGCUGCCGUCGUCGUGCGGGAACGUGAGAGGGGAAAGGAAUUCGCCUGGAUCGCCCGGACGCGGCCGGAUCUAUACCUCGUCGCACCAAUACAGAUCGGCGCGCCGCCGCGCGGCGCGGAGCCUCCGCGGGAGUACAGGUCAGGCGGCUGGGUCAACGUUACGCGCGGUGCCGGGGACUGCGCGACGCUCGCACGCAAGUCCGGUCAGCCAGCCGAAGGCGACUACGAGGAGGGAUGGGACGCGUUCUUCUUCGUCCCCCGGAGCCGGGCGGACCAGUUCUUCGCGGUCGCCGCCUUCGAGCGGGAGUGCCGGCGGCUUGGCAGAAGCCCGCCGCGAAGGAUGCCGCGCCCGCCAAGACGUCCGCGUCGCCCUCCGCGGAGCCCAAGGCGCCCGCCAUCGCGUCGUCUUGGGAAUACGAAGAAGGAGAGGGCGUCCAUCCUCGGCGCCGAGCGCCGCGCCCCCGAGUACGGCUGGCGGCGCGGGCUCGGCUGCUUUAGGCUACGUGCGUUCCCGAUCGUCCAGCUCUACGUCACGCCGGAGGGACCCUCGUUCAACUGCGCGCGGGCGCCCAGCGGUAUGCGACGGGACUGCGACGCGAGGCGCGCGCCCUUCAACAUGGCACUCGAUCUCGCGCCCACGACUCGCGCAGGUGGUGUAGUAGUAACGACACUCUAAGUUACGGUAGCGUUGCGCGCCGCGCGGAGGAUGACGACCCCCGGGUUGACGGCGACCAACUGCGCGGCGAUCUCGUCGUCGUAAACACCGGUCCGGAGAACGACGACGGGCCUAUCAAUAUUUUUGAUGGCCGCCGGCGCCCUCACGAAGAGGUCGUGGCCGUACAGCCUCUUUCCUAUUUUAUCUUGGUUGUUGUCGAGGACGGCCGCGAACCUUUCGGAGGGCAGGCCCGCCGCGAGGAGGUACUGCGUCGCGACGUGCGCGGCGAAAAUAAAGUUCCUUGACUUAUCUUCCGCGAGGCGGCCCUUAAACGUCGCCGCGUCCUCGAAGAUGCGCUGGUGCCAGCGCUGGAAGGCGCGCUUGUUUUCAUGAAAGUAAUUGGGAGGCGGGCCAUUUGGCUUCCGCUCCACCGCUUUAGUAACGUAAAAUAUGGAGUGCGUGCCGCCGAAGUACUGCUUUGUCACAAUCUCGAAGCCCUUGGAUUCUAACAACCACUGGAUGUGCUCCUCCCUUAAUAAAAUGGUGUGUUCGAAAUGCAGCGACGGCUGGCCGUCGUUCACCAACGCAAAUAAAUUGGGCACGGAGAAGAUGUGGAGUUGACCCUCGGAUAGUAAACCGCGGACAAUCUCGAAAAAUCGAGCCGGGUCGUACAUGUGCUCCAGCGUAUGCGAGUGCACGACGCAGUCGAUUUCAUGAGGUAACUUCCCCAGGUCCUCGACGUAGGACUUGACAAUGUCCAGAUCUGGUAUAGCAAAAGUGCUGACGGGAUUCGGGUCGACCAUCGUCCAGUGCUUGAC
This is a messenger RNA of Pelagomonas calceolata, 2258 nucleotides long. Lineage: Eukaryota; Pelagophyceae; Pelagomonadales; Pelagomonadaceae. The record is from the annotation of a GenBank genome assembly.